Cotesia glomerata is the source of this 3816-nucleotide messenger RNA. RefSeq names its product leucine-rich repeat and fibronectin type-III domain-containing protein 3 (gene haf). The transcript has 6 exons. Lineage: Eukaryota; Metazoa; Arthropoda; Insecta; Hymenoptera; Braconidae. The record is from RefSeq and is a predicted model, not a curated record. The coding region runs from base 451 to 3240 and encodes 929 amino acids. Gene Ontology annotation, molecular function: protein binding.
CUAGACUACACUCAGUACGGGUUUUGCAGUACACUCAGCCACAACCUGGAGAACUUCCAGUUGUAAUAAAAGUUAGAGUCCCUCCAUAAGUAUCCAGUCCCUCGUGUAGUGUAGAGGAGUGUAUACUGAGACGGAGACCACGACUCCUUUUAAUUUACAGUGACUCCGAAAGUCCCACCGUGUUUAGUCGCGGCUUUACGGUCUCUCUGUCAAGAGUCUCAGCAGAACAGAAGGCAAUACAACUCGAACUGUACCGUACGGGACCCGCCGAUUUUACCCGGUCCCACAAACGGUUGCGACAACUGGUCAUGAUACCGGUUAAUUAUUUCACUUUUAACUGUUUUUACCUAUUUUUCCCGCGUAAAUAAUUAAUUAUUCAUCAACAAGUGUCCAGUGGUUUUAUUUUUUAAAACAUUAUUAUUAAUAUUAUUAAUAUUGUGACUGUGAUGGAUGCGUAAUUGGAGAUUAAGAUUUAUUAAAAUGAAUCCAUCAUUGGCAUUACUGCUAGUCCUAGCGUGUUCACUGUGUAUAACAGCGGCAACUUCGCCGUGCCCGUGGGCAUCACACAUCACGGAGCUAGAAAAUUCGUGUAUAUGCGAUUACAAUUUAGCCCGAGAGUUAUCCGUCCAGUGCGAUAUAGUAGACUUUAAUCAAUUAUUAUCAGCAAUAAAGAGGUACGCGGUGCGAUCAAUAGUCGACUUGUUUUACGUAAACAACAGCACAGUGGGAGUCCUAAAAAAUGGAUCCUUCUCGACGAUACGGAUCAACAAUAUGCAAUUGUCUGGUUGCAAAAUAACUUCUAUUGAGGAUAACGCCUUUCGCGGUCAAGAACUUUCUCUAAAGACUCUCAAUCUGAAGGACAACGAAUUGGAAGAAAUACCAACAAGCAGUCUGAGAUCUCUAAGAAAUCUCACAGUUUUGGACCUUUCGCUGAACAAAAUAACAAAGGUCGAAGACAACGCGUUUAGAACUCUCAAGCUGGUGACUUUGAAGCUGGCUGACAAUGAGGUAACUCUGGCUCCCGCGGCGUUUCGCGGACUCGAGAAGACGCUGAAGAAUCUGAACCUCAAGGGAACCAAGCAGAAGAAAGUUCCCGAGGCUCUCCGCGGUCUGAAAACCCUAGCCUUUCUGGACUUAUCGCAGAACAGCAUCCGAGAGCUUCCCGGAGCCGCAGGCCAGAAGGGCUUCGAAGGCUUGGACUCGUUGACGGGCUUGAAUCUCGAGCGAAACUUGAUUCAAAGUAUCGGCCCCGUCGCUUUUCACGGGAUUAAAAACACUCUUAGCUCGCUGAGUCUUCUCAAUAAUUUAAUUCCGGACUUUCCUACGGCCGCAAUCAACAGCAUUCACGACCUGCGUGUCUUGGACAUCGGGUUCAACCUUAUCACCGAGCUGCCGGUCAAUGCAUUCGCUAAUAAUCCUUCGGUAACGCUGCUUGCAAUCGAUGGGAACCCUCUGUCAACUGUACCCGAGGAAGCUCUCGCGAGGCUCAACGGAACUCUCCGUGGCUUAAGUCUCGGCGGACGGUUUCUUGUCUGCGAUUGUAAAUUACGGUGGAUCGCGCAGUGGAUAAGGACCAAAGAUCUUCAAGUCACGAGUCGGGAGCGUAAGCCGCAAUUUUGCGGAAGUCCUCUCAGAUUGCAGGACCGUAACUUUUACAGCAUUGAUCCUGAAGAAUUAAUGUGCGAAAGACCAUCAGAAAUAAUUGGAAUAGGAACGGUAGAAAGUGUGGACACAAAAGAGCCAACGGGCCCCGUAACCGGAGUAGUCGAUGAAUUACUCCUAACAACCCGAGUGUCACCGACGACUCUCUCCUCUCCGUCAUCGCCGUCAUCAGCCUCCUCGUUAUCGUCAUUUGCAUCGACAAUUCCGCAGAAGACAACCCAGAAAAUAAAUACAACCACCAUCGUAACGACUCCCAGCACUACAAUCGAGUUUAAAUCAACGGAGAUAACGACUCCCUCGACUGUCCAGGUGUCCACGACAGUGCGACCUACAGCAAGAACUGGAAACGUUGUGAUAGUUCGCACAACCUUGCCUCCGCCGGUUCGGAAUUCCGAGCACGGUAGCUUGCCCCAGCACCAGCCGCGUCCUCCUCUUGUCCUCGGAUCUCCUUUAUAUAAAUCAAAGGCCGAGAAAGACAUCAUCGUUAAAGAGGCCUUGAGGCAGGAUAAUUCGGUGAUCAUUUCCUGGGACAGCGAGACUACCAAUAUCCUCGGGUUUCGCGUUGUUUAUAGAUCUUUCGGCGACACUAGUUUCAAACAAGGUCCGCCGUUAGAAGCCAGCGAGCGCGAGUUCAAAAUUAAAAACGUUCCUUCGCAGGAGUGCAUUGUGGUCUGUGUGGUUUUGCUUGAAGAAACAAACAUAACUCCAGCGAACGUGCCGUACAACCAGUGCAAAGAAGUCCGCCGAGAAAAUUCACCUACGUCAAACAUCGACAAGCUAACGACAAUCGUAUGCGCGGGAAUUUCCAUGAUACUAAUCCUGGCUUUGGUGAUAAUCUUCAUUGUAUCGCGAGUGCGCUCUAGAAAGCUGCACACGCUGCACAAUAUAGACCAGACCAAGAUGGGAGGACCUAUUUCAGGACUGCCAGUGAAUUGCUGCUCUAACGUCGGUCCCACGCCCAGUCCAGCGGGUCCUCUGGCUUCUAUGGCUACUCUCAGCGCCUACAAUGCUCAGAAAGAGUGGGACCAAGUGUCCGCUUACAGCAACAGAAGCAUUCCACGGCCUCGGAUCUUCCCUAUUGAUCGACAAGGGUCUAUAUCACGUGGUCCAUGUAUAGACGAAGUAAGGUCGCAGGCGAGUCACUACGGAGGUAAAAUAUCAUCACGCUCAGUAGCUGACGGUCAGUCACAACACAGCUUUGGAAAUAACUCAUCACGUUAUUUUGCAAACACUGCUCUUGCUAACAAUCUCGUCAAUACAAGACCAGAAUUACGUCAGUCGCGACAGUCACUAGCUGCGGCAUCUGAUCGUAUGUCACGUAAUGGUUACCCAGGGAAUAAUAAUAUGCCACCACACGCAUCGGCGCGUCGCCAGCGCCCAAGAUCGAGGAACCGUACGAUGGAAUCGAGCCACCAGCAACAACAACAGCCACCACCUCCAAGACCGGGCAGCCGGUACAGCUUAGCUGACUCAACUCACACACUUAAUAAUUACGAAGAAAGUAAUUGGACCGAUCAUGAUAUGGACAUUUACAUGUCACGCAAUCCAACAACUAGGAGCGGUCUUGUACCGCUUUAAAUUUAUUAUUUUCAUUGAUAGAUUUAUUAAUUAGGAUUUUAAUAUUAUUAGCUGCUGUGUAUUGCUUGUGUGUUUAAUUAGCCACAAAUGGAGUCUUAAUCAUUAAUAUCUUAAUUAUAAAUAUAUAAAUAUAAAUAGCUUUAAAUGUAUAGGAAAUUUUAACUAUGUAUGUCUCUUAUUUUUAAGAGAAUUAUUUUUAUAAUUAAUUAUAGUCGUUUUUAUAAAAAAAAAAAAAAAAAAAAAAAAAAUUGUAACGAAACUAUGUUUGUAAUAUUUAUAUUUUUUUUUUAUUAAUUUUAAUUAAUUUUAACGCUAGUUUUAAGAAAAAACAAUUCAAACCAGUUACAUUGAGUAAAAAUUAAUGGAUUUAGAUUAAUGUGUUGUCCAAAGACUGUAACAUGACCGGGAGCAUUUGCUUUUAAGAUUUAUAAUGAUUUUAUUAUUAAUUUAAUUAUCUGGUAAGGUAAAUGGUAAAUUGUAAUGUAAAUUAUUUUAGAUCUACAAGGUGCAAUCAAAUACAAUCCAUUUUUAUUUUUAAUUUAAAUAAUAAAUAAAUUGUUUUCUUUUGUUUAAUUA